Molecule: messenger RNA, 2830 nt
Organism: Owenia fusiformis
Lineage: Eukaryota; Metazoa; Annelida; Polychaeta; Sabellida; Oweniidae
Source: the annotation of a GenBank genome assembly
GCAAAGGCCGCCAUGAUUUUCUUAAAAAAGUUUAAAACUUUUUCUGCGCAAUAAAUCUGUGAACAAGUCGUUUUGCAGCUGAAUCUAUGAUGUGUUAUCAAAGACGAGACUCGAACUCUUGAGAAUGUUGAACAUCAGUGAUGUUGAGGUUCAGCGAGUGAUGGAGAAAGUCAGCCAUGCGGUUGUUCCAAAGCCAUGCACUGCAAGAGAUCUUAUACCAGGGAAGAAAGAUGACUUCAUAGAUUUCUUCCCUCUUGGCCUUGAUCAGCUUGAUAGAGUCUUACAUGGUGGCCUGCCAGCAGGAACCAUCACUGAGAUUGCUGGACCCUCAGGUUGCGGAAAAACUCAGUUCUCGAUAAUGCUAUCCCUCCUUGCUACUCUUCCAAUACAAAAUGGCGGCCUUGAUGGUGGUGUCAUCUAUAUUGACACAGAAUCAGCUUUUAGUGCAGAGAGGUUAGCAGAAAUGGCACAAUGUAGAUUUCCUGAUUUGAUUAACAAUGAGGAGUCCAUCCUGAAAGUUGCAACUCGAGUGCAUGUGUACUUGGAAUCGACAUGUAGCAGUUUAUUUAAAAGGUUACAAAAUUUAGAGGAAGACAUCAUAUCUAAGGGCAUCAAACUCAUCGUACUGGAUUCUGUAGCAUCUUUGGUCCGCAAGGAAUUUGACACAAAGGGUACAAAAAAUAUCACCCAGCGAACAAACCUUUUAGCUCAGGAAGCAGCAAUUUUGAAGUAUCUUGCAGAGUCUUUCAAGAUACCAGUCGUGGUAACCAAUCAGAUUACAACACGGUACGGACAAGGUAAUACAUCUGACGCAGGGAAUGAUGUCAAUCAUGAUAUGUCAGUAAAUGGCAUGUCAAGUAUGGAUGGGGAUGGGGGUUAUGUGACAGCGGCACUAGGCAACACCUGGUCACAUAGUGUUAACACACGCCUCAUAGUGCAGUAUUUAGACAAUGUUAAAAGACAAAUCCUUAUCGCCAAAUCGCCAGUUGCGCCAUUUGCUGCUUUUACUUAUACAAUAGAGGACAAAGGCAUUGUACUGCAAGAGAGUGAUGGCCACCACUAUGAUGGGACUGACCCAGGUUUACAACAUAUUAGAGUAAAGUCUGCAAUACAGCAAGACAUUCUCUCCUAAGUACCCCCACCUUAUCCUGUGAAGACACUGCCCUGUGAUUCCUGGGAUUUCUUCCAGUUUCAGUGCCAUCUUUAUUGUUUACCCCAGUGCAGUGUUUGUAUUGACUUGAAAUACAAUGGCACAACCAAAUGAUCAAACACAAUGGCACAACCAAAUGUUGGACCUUCAAUUUGCCCAAUUAGUGCUAACAUAUUUAGUAGCAUGUACAUCAUAAAAGAUUCUAGAAACGUUGAUAUAACACAGGCGUUGGAAGUGAGGGGCGUGCACAUGCUAAAACAUCUAUUUCGCACUUUUAAUCCACUUCAGCGGGGGAUUAUUUCCAUGUUAAAAGCCUUCAGGAGCUAGUGGGCAGACUAGUCCCGUACCCCCUGACAAAUAUUUAAAGUGCCAAUGCAGAUCAACCUCAUUUGGUGGAAAGUAGCCUACACCAUUGACUGAGCCACAUUGAUGAAACUGAGUUAUGUGCCAAUCCUGUCAAAGUGACUAAUGGACCUUUUAAAGAUUAGAAAAAUAGAAGUGAAUAGAACGGAAUUGCUAUAUAACAUAUAUAACUUAUAUUUACUGGACAGUUGUGUUAAAGGCCUUACAUGAAUGGCAUUUAAAUUCACUAAAUCCAUUUUCCAAAUGAAAAAGUUUAAAACAUUCAAUUAUAUACACUUCAGGUGACGUCAAUUUUUGAUCAAGAUUAUCAUAAAUAGUUGACAAUGAUUCAAAUCAUGUUCCUAUAUCUGUUAUGGUGUCUUUCAAGCAGAGAUAUUACAUAAUACCUGGCCCAAGUUAGGUAUAAGUGUACCUUCCUCCUUAAAAUUUGACAUUAAGUCUUGUUUUGUAUCGUUAAUAAGUAUAUGAGGGUCUUGCCUUAUGGGAAAUGAAAUGUUUUCAAAUGGGAUGCUGUAUUCUGGCUCAGUGGUCAUUGUCAAUGGUCAUCAAAAUUGCUUUUUAACAUCUUGCCUUAAAUAAGAAGCUGACCAAAUAUGCACAUACAGUUUCCCAUAUUCCAAACUUAUGUUUUCAUUGGGGUUCAGGCACUAAAUCAAAAUUUACAACUACCUUGCUACAUGUGGUCUGAGUUAGUGCAUUUUCAUAAAUUUAAUCUGAUGCCAAUGAAUUGCAUUUCUCAAAUCCCAGUGCUGUUUUGUAUUAUGGUCAAGCAGUUUGACAGAAAUUAGAAAUCUUCACAAUAAAUUUCAAUUUUUGUCUCAGAGGAUAUGGUUAUUGUUAAGAUAUAUGGUACUUCAUCAAUGUUCCUGUCAUUAAUGUAGUAGAAUUUCGGGGAAAUGUGACAUGUCCAAAUUUUAUAUUUGGGUUUCUUUAGUACACAUGUCAAAGCACAUCACAAAGAUAACAUCACAUUGCUUGAGAAUGUCAUGAUUUCGUACAUGGGAGAUUUUAAUUAUCUCCUUGUUUAUAUAUAUUUGAAUGUUAUUACUAUUGUGAACUUUGUCGAAAUGGACACAAUAUUUUCUUAACAUAUUAUUAUAAGUUUUAUAAAAACAAGUUUAGUCAUUUUUAGACCCUGUUGAAUUUUAAUCACGGUUUGUUUUUAGAGAAGUAUGAUUUUAAAUCACUUACCACUCACAAUUGUUAUUCUUAAAGAGUACAUUGACCUAUUGAAAUACAUAAAAUUUGUUUUAAAAAGCUGUAAAUCUUUUUUCUAGUGACUUUAAAUCAAGAAUAAAGUGGUUUAUGAUCCAAAUG